UGUAAUGCUGGUGGUUUUUACAGAUAAAAUAUACUACGAAAUUAUAUCGAUCGACUAUAGGAUUUUGUGAAUAAAUACAAUGUGUGCGUCUCGGGACGCCCUACAGAAGUGACAAUCUAAGUUGAACUAUUUAAUUCUGUAAUGAUCCAAGGAUCAUCUGCUUCAUAUAUCAUAUUUUUUAUCGCUUUCAAAAACGGUGAUAGUUUAAGAUGCUUACUGUCAACAGUAAAUGUCUAACACACUCAAAACACUAAAUAAAAGAGAGGAAAGCGUCUGUCCGAAAUACGGCUGGCUCUGCGGGUUAGAGUGAGAGAGGAGGGGGAGCCUGUCUAGAGCUGCCGUAUGCAUGCGAGAAAGGGGAGCUAGACAGACUGGCGCCGUAACGCGUUACGUAACAAAUGAGCGCAGCGUUUUAAUAUACAAACAAAACAAUCAUGAGGCACAAUUCUAGUCCCCAGAUUCAUUAAAAAACGCAAAUAUCAACCGCUUUAUUCGACUACUGUGAUUACUACGGGUAUCUAAAGUAUUAACAAACAUAAGAUCAUUUGAUCGCUUUAUCACCUAAGUGCAUUGUUCUAUUUACGGAGGAAUAUAAUUUACUUCGGUUUUUGACGGCGAUAUAGAAACAAGUGAACAAUGAAAAUACUAGAGAAAUGUCGCCUUAAAGAAAUCGUCAAUAAAAUUGUGGAAAAUUGUAAUUUAACACUGUUAACUUAUGAAGAUCAAGAAAAUAUAAAACAGAUAGAAAAUUACUUUGGACUGUUGAUUCCGUUAAACAUUGUUGGACUCGAUAACUCUGAUAAAGAAAAAGAAGUUAACGUUAUGCUCAAAUUGAAACCUAAUAAAAUGGAUGAUAGAAUGAAAGCAGUUUUAGACUAUUUAUUUGAAACGGAACAUUAUCUGUAUAGCAGAUUGGUACCGAUGUUUAGACAAUAUAAUAUUAGUAUAGAUGAAAUCAUUCCAACAUGCUAUUACGCUGACCUACAACUGGAAAACGAAGUAAUUGUCCUACAAGAUAUGACAUAUAAAGGUUACCGACGUUUUUCUGGUGACGGGUUCUUUGAUUACGACCACGUGCUUGUGUCCUUGAAAACUCUUGCUAAAUUUCAUUCACUUUCUUAUAUUUUAUUAAAAAAUGGUAAGAAACCAGAUGACGAUAUUAUUUUAAAACCGUACACAAAUACCUACCCCGCAGAACUGAACCUGGCUUUAAAACUAUCUUUGGAUAACCAUAUAAAGUAUUUUAAUGGAAAUAAAUAUGAAUUUAUAAAAUCAUUGAGGAAAAGGUAUGACUUAAUAAGAGGGGACGUUGUAAAAGGAACCAAAUGUCUUGUCUAUGCCCAUGGCGAUUUUUGGAAAGAAAAUAUUCUAUUGAAAUAUGAGGCAGGCAAACCAAUACAUGCAUGUAUAGUUGACUUUCAAACAGUACAAUAUAUGAGUGCAUCUCAGGACUUUCUCAACUUUCUUAUAUCCUGCACUGACACUGAAACCAGAAAGGAAUAUUUCGAGGAAUUCCUAACGAUUUAUCUCGCGACUGUUACCACAACAUUACGUGAAAAUGAUGUGGAGUUAUCAUCAUUGAAGGAAAAUUUCAAGCAUGAUUUGAGACUAGUUGCUGAAAACUGUAUUAUUCGAUCUUUUAUGGCCUUUGCGCUGUGGUGUGGUUUGGAAGAAGGGGGUGAAACCUUGUUGACGAGUAAAAAUACUAUAAACAAAAGCCAAGCUAUUUCACGAUUUACAAAAAUAAUUGGUGAUGUUCUUGAUGAUCUUAAUCAGGUGGGCUUGAUAUCAUUGUAAAGAAAAAAAUAUUUGUAUAUCCAAUGCAUUACUUUCUAUAAUUAACAGUAAUAUAGUCCCGUUACCAACGUGUCGUCCUAAACAGACGUUAGUUUAAGUUAUUUAUUGUAUACAAUCGCGAUAAAAUAUCUGCUAAAGUAUACUUUACACAGCUUGACGGACGUUAAUCAUAAGCUUACUUCACCUUGUAAUUUUGACUACGACCAAUAAACGGAGCAUUUCAUAA
Messenger RNA from Pieris brassicae (large cabbage white), 2023 nucleotides. RefSeq lists its product as uncharacterized. Lineage: Eukaryota; Metazoa; Arthropoda; Insecta; Lepidoptera; Pieridae. Bases 637 to 1797 code for a protein of 386 amino acids. The transcript has 3 exons. The record is from RefSeq and is a predicted model, not a curated record.